Morone saxatilis (striped sea-bass) is the source of this 2250-nucleotide messenger RNA. It is a transcript of the gene mapk12a, whose product is annotated as mitogen-activated protein kinase 12a. The transcript is spliced from 13 exons. The coding region runs from base 175 to 1278 and encodes 367 amino acids. The record is from RefSeq and is a predicted model, not a curated record. NCBI's taxonomy places the organism in Eukaryota, Metazoa, Chordata, Actinopteri, Moronidae. Gene Ontology annotation, molecular function: MAP kinase activity; ATP binding. Gene Ontology annotation, biological process: intracellular signal transduction; protein phosphorylation. Gene Ontology annotation, cellular component: cytoplasm; nucleus.
GGUUGAGUGCGCACCUCCCAACGCAGUUUUUAAGUAAUGCUGUCAGCCCAGUGUCGUAUUACUUACAUUCCAGUCUCCUAUUCACCUUUUAAUUGUAGUCCUCCAGCAGGACUCGGGAGUGGCUUUUGGUGACCUCAGGGUGCGCCCUGAGCGGCUGACACGCAGAGCUGCGCAAUGAUCGAGGAAAAUAGGAUGUCUAAGCGAGUCAGACCCGGCUAUUACCGCCAAGAAGUCAACAAAACCUCAUGGGAAGUACCGGAGCGGUACCGGGAUCUGAGGCAGGUGGGGACUGGAGCGUACGGGACGGUAUGCUCGGCAGUGGACUCCAGAAUAGGAACUAAAGUGGCCAUCAAGAAGCUCUACAGGCCUUUCCAGUCGGAGCUCUUCGCCAAGCGAGCCUACAGGGAGCUGAGGCUUCUGAAGCACAUGAAGCAUGAAAAUGUGAUUGGCCUAUUAGAUGUGUUUACUUCUGCCCUCUCCCUGGACAUAUUCCACGACUUUUAUCUGGUGAUGCCGUUCAUGGGGACGGAUCUGGGGAAACUGAUGAAGCUGCAGAGGCUGUCGGAAGAAAAAAUUCAGUAUUUGGUUUAUCAGAUGCUCAAAGGGCUUAAGUAUAUUCAUUCUGCUGGUAUAAUUCACAGAGAUCUCAAACCAGGAAAUCUCGCCAUCAACCAAGACUGCGAGCUCAAGAUCUUGGACUUUGGUUUGGCACGGCAGACUGACACCGAGAUGACGGGGUACGUGGUGACUCGCUGGUACAGAGCCCCAGAGGUCAUCCUGAGCUGGAUGCACUACACUCAGACUGUGGACAUUUGGUCUGUGGGCUGCAUCAUGGCAGAGAUGCUGCAAGGAAAACCUCUUUUUAAAGGCAGCGACCACCUAGAUCAGCUGACUGAGAUCAUGAAGACCACAGGAACACCGACUCAGGAAUUUAUAACAAAACUAGAAUCCGAGGAAGCCAAAAGCUACAUCAAAAGUCUUCCAAAGGUGGAAAAGAAAGACCUACAGAAGGUGUUUUCCACCACUGAACCACAGGCUGUGUCUGUGCUGGAGCGCAUGUUGCUGCUGGAUCCGGAGAGCAGGGUAAGCGCUGCAGAGGCUCUCACGCUGCCGUACUUCUCCGAGUUCAGAGACCCAGAGGAGGAGACAGAAGCGCAGCCGUACGACCACUCACUAGACAACACAGACCUGCCCCUUAACCAGUGGAAACGUCACACCUUCACAGAGAUCUUGACUUUCCAACCAGUUGUGCCAGAAUCCAAGGAAACCUCACUGUGAGACACAAAGAGUUGGUUAUGCAGCCCGUGGACCACAACAAACUAACAAGUCUUUUCUCUUGACCCCAACUGGGAAAACUCUUUUAUCACAAGGCUUAAUGAAUGCCCAUGGAUCCAGUUCACAAUUCUCUUAUAAGUGCAAGAUGCUGUGUUUUGGAGCUUCCAGCUUGCUUCCUGACUCUAGCAUCAAACAUUUUCAGCAUGUCCUACAGUGCUGAGGAUGCUGGCUCAGUUGCUGUACAACAGGUCAUAACUUUGUUUGAUGAGUAACUAAGUCAUCAAGGAGUUAUGGGUUGGAAUACUUGAGUUACUUAUCCAAGUUGUACAUGUACGUUGUAGGAGUUGUGUUGUAUCACUACCUACCAGUUGCUAUCAAAUACAAAUCAAGAAAGAGAAGACAGAAAUAUUGUAGUCAAACUAAUACAGAAAUUAUUCACGGAUCCUGGUUAAAUUCAUUGUUUAAUAAGGAUUUGAAUGUCAUUUCUAUCAGUGGUAUAAGCAUAAUUUAAAGGUUACAGAUCCAGGACAGUACAUGAUGCAACAAAUAGAGCUCAAUUUAAAAUACUGAGAAUUACUUUGAUUGACAGUAUUUUUUUUUGUAAUAUAUUAUUUUGUGAUGUAGCAUCCCCUGUAGCGACUACAUGUCCUUAAAAGACAUUUGAUCAAUGGGAUGUCCUUGUGAAUAUGUGUGUGUGUGUGUGUGUGUGUGUGUUACAUGUCUGCUCUGACCUCGUUAUUCCUCCCAGUGGCCUUAAGAGAACAACAUAACAAAAAUACUGCUAAUCAUUCGAGAUCCAUCCUAGCAGGUUGUGCACAAACAUUCACAUUCUGAUUUCAUACCAAAAACAAAUGCUACAUGUUCCAUUAUGUUUUUUUUUUUUUUUAAAGAAAGUAGCACAAAACACAUUGACUAUGAUGAUUUUGUGAAUUAAUGUUUCUUCAACCACUCGUGCAUUUUUCAUUAAAGAUUCUC